AUGUCCGCAAUUGAUCCUUCUAUCUACCCCAGCUCUUAUCCAGAAGCACCCAAGUUGAUUCCUGUGUUUGAGUUCACGGUUAAGUCGUCGAGUCCUCAGAAUGUUCUCAAGCAGCAAUCACUCGAAAAGAACAGUGUUAUUUUACCUCUCGUAAACGGAACCAUUCGUCCCAUUGAUAACCCAUUGGGGUUGAAAUUCGAGGCCAAGAACAUCAUUGGCCACGACUACAUCACAUUUGACAAGUCUGUUGGCGCUGGAAAGCUCGAUUGUAGACUCUAUGGUGAGACUAGUGAAGGUACUGGAUUCACCAUGAGAUAUGAUGGAAUUAUGAAAUUGUCAGAGAAAAUCGUUGCUGUUUUGGAGACUCAGACCAAGGAACAUCCUCCUUUUGAAGACGUUUAUGUUGGAGCCAGCUUCAUUUUUGAGUUAUCUGAAGGUGCUAAACCGGACGAAAAGUGGGUCACUGGUGAGACAUUAGUUGGCAAGGGACGUUUGCUUGUUGGCAAGGAAGAUGGUGCUACUUAUGCUCAGUACAUUGCCCAUGUUAUACGCUAG
Messenger RNA from Meyerozyma guilliermondii ATCC 6260, 555 nucleotides. RefSeq lists its product as uncharacterized. The transcript has a single exon. NCBI's taxonomy places the organism in Eukaryota, Fungi, Ascomycota, Pichiomycetes, Serinales, Debaryomycetaceae. Bases 1 to 555 code for a protein of 184 amino acids. The record is from RefSeq and is a predicted model, not a curated record.